Molecule: messenger RNA, 802 nt
Organism: Dipodomys spectabilis (banner-tailed kangaroo rat)
Lineage: Eukaryota; Metazoa; Chordata; Mammalia; Rodentia; Heteromyidae
Gene: Rab31
Product: RAB31, member RAS oncogene family
Exons: 7
Coding region: 106-693 (195 amino acids)
Molecular function (GO): GTPase activity; GTP binding
Source: RefSeq, a predicted model, not a curated record
UCCGCCUUGGGCCGGCGCGGUCUUGGGGAGACGGCGGGACGCAGGCCGGGCGCGGUGCAGCCCGGACGAUGCUGCUGAGCCCCAGCACGGCCCUGCCCGGAGCACAUGAUGGCCAUACGGGAACUCAAAGUUUGUCUUCUCGGGGACACAGGGGUUGGGAAGUCAAGCAUCGUGUGCCGCUUUGUCCAGGACCACUUUGACCACAAUAUUAGCCCCACCAUUGGGGCAUCUUUCAUGACCAAAACUGUGCCUUGUGGAAACGAACUUCAUAAAUUCCUCAUCUGGGACACUGCUGGUCAGGAACGGUUUCAUUCCCUGGCGCCCAUGUACUAUCGCGGAUCUGCUGCAGCUGUUAUAGUAUAUGAUAUCACCAAACAGGAUUCAUUUCAUACCUUGAAGAAAUGGGUUAAAGAGCUAAAAGAACAUGGUCCAGAAAACAUUGUAAUGGCUAUUGCUGGUAACAAAUGUGACCUCUCAGAUAUUAGGGAGGUUCCCUUGAAGGAUGCCAAGGAAUAUGCUGAAUCCAUAGGUGCUAUUGUGGUUGAAACAAGUGCAAAGAAUGCUAUUAAUAUUGAGGAGCUCUUUCAAGGAAUCAGCCGCCAGAUCCCACCCUUGGACCCCCAUGAAAAUGGAAGCAGUGGAAUGGUCAAGCUUGGGAGCCAGAGCUCGCAAGUCAGCCGACGGUGCUGCUGACCUGAGGCCUGAGCCUUUAUCGUGGGCCCUGCUGAAGGAGCCUACUCUGGGGCUGGCACCCACCAUACUCCUGAAAGGCCUUCAGGGAGAGGAGCAGGAAAUGUCCCUG